ACACCAUUUCAACAUCACAGGCGACAGAUACACCUCUUGGUGAGUUUCGCAAGCAUCAAGGGCACUGCAAGUAUAUAAUAAAUAAAGAGAUAGAAUUUGUCAUGACUCCAAUGAGCAUCGCCCACUACGUGCCUUUCCUCGUCUCUUCACCCAGCAUGAUGCUUCGUCUGGUACUUUCGGCGGUGUCGGUAGCGGUGGUGGCGGCCUCACCUGCCAUUCCAUUGGCAGCCAAGGCGAUGUACAACUCGGACCUCUUCCAGGGUGACAUAAAGGGCAUCGCUGGACAGGAGCCUGGGCACGAGAGGGCGGCCAUCCUGGGGCCGCAGUACCUGUGGUCCGGCGGCGUGGUCCCCUACGUCUUCGGCAGCUCCAUCACCUCGAAUCAGAGAGACAUCAUUCUUCAGGGUAUGAACGACUUCCAUACCAAGACCUGCAUCAGGUUCGUCGAAAGAACCACUCAGCACCACUACAUCGAGAUUGUCUCCAACGACAGCGGGUGCUGGUCGUACGUGGGCAAGAUGGGAGGCAAGCAGCGGGUGUCUCUUGACGUCAACGGCUGCAUCUACGUGGGCACGGCCAUCCACGAGCUGAUGCACGCCGUUGGGUUCUACCAUGAGCACUGCCGCAACGACCGCGACAACUACGUCACCAUUCACUACGAAAACGUCAUGCGAGGGUACGCCUGCGCCUUCGACAAGGACACGAACUGGCAAUACGUGGGCGAGGGUUAUAACUACGCCAGCAUCAUGCAUUACGGCGCGUAUUCCUUCUCCGUGAACUGGGGCGUGCUGGAGACCAUCGUGCCUCUUGACACUAAAGUUGUGCUGCAUGAACCAUGGGAGAAGUACGAGAUGGAGCACAGUGACGCCAACCAGAUCAACAACCUCUAUGCCGCCGAGUGUGCGCGGCGCCACUAAGGAAGCUACUGAAACAAUAUCUGGUACACAUCGCUUUAGCUCUUCAUAAACCAUUACCUUACAUCUACACUAUGUUUCUUCUUUUUUUAAAUGGCAAAAAUUUUUGUGCAUAAUCGAUGUCAUCAGAUUUUUCAUUAGACUUGAUACGGAGUGACGUAAUUCAUUGUCCUGUAAUAAAAGUUGCCUGAUACAAAGGAAAGAAUAAUCAUUUGUACACGCAAUUGGCAACGCAGAAUAGUCGCGCCGAGUGAACCCAUCAUCUGCUGAACGAGACACGGAGCAGCUUAAACUGUUGAAUUUAGACCUAUACUUGUUUUGAUAUGCUUUGGGCUUUCAUAGGAACCAUUUCCAAGAGCCAUGUAUACGAUAAAUUGUUUCCAUAUAGCAGUUUAACUUUAUGAAUGGUGUUGAAUAUUUGUUAGAUUAUUACUAAUAGAAACAUCCUCUAAUAUUUCAAUAAUUUCCACUGGAGUAUGUUGGAAGUGGCUAAGAUAAGAGGCAAAGAUGUUUCAAAGUUCGUUUCCUUGUGUCGUGACAAACUCACUAUCAGCAAAACGCAGUGAAAAUGACCGACAGUGGCGCAGUACUGAACAUCUAUGAGAAGCACGUAUUUUGCUUAAGAUAAUACUGUAGUCUGUUCAAAUUAAGAAGGUAAAUUUACACACACACAAAAAAAGAGCACUCAUUGAAGAAGAGUCAGUAAAGGACUCAGCACACUCACGGAUGGAAGCCUCUAUGACCGUGGUUCCGAAUCUUUUCUGGUUUUAGGUUUGUUCAUUCAAAAUCAAUGUAAAGAAACCAUAUCCCUGAAUGAUAUGGAAAUACUGUGCAGCACAUAAUCAAUAAUAGGAGAGGACGCAAACUGUUAAGUUUUCAGUGUUCGCGAUGUAUACUUUCUUGCAUAUAAGUAAAAAAUAUCGUACUAACUUUCAGUUGAAGAACUAAGAAACUUUUGUCCCAGGAAUAGAGAUGGUAUACAAAGAAAAGAAAGCUCAACGCAAAUAUGUAACCUUAAUUCUACUAUUAAAGCUUUUAUGCCGUAAAUACGUGUUUAGAGACACUAGCUAUUUUGGAAUCUCUGUAUGUCAUAGUAGAAUAUCCAAAAGUACACGAUAAGCAGUAGGCCAACCUAUCUCUGAAAUAUUACGAUAUCUGGUGAAUCUGGCAGCCGCAACGGGAGUUUCUGUCUCUCCUUUUAUUACUAACUAUUUGCAAUGUGUGUUGGCUGGCAUUCGUUUAUCAAAUAGAGAGAGAAAGAGAG
Portunus trituberculatus (swimming crab) is the source of this 2178-nucleotide messenger RNA. RefSeq names its product astacin-like. Gene Ontology annotation, biological process: proteolysis. Gene Ontology annotation, molecular function: metalloendopeptidase activity; zinc ion binding. The record is from RefSeq and is a predicted model, not a curated record. Bases 102 to 917 code for a protein of 271 amino acids. Lineage: Eukaryota; Metazoa; Arthropoda; Malacostraca; Decapoda; Portunidae. The transcript is spliced from 6 exons.